This is a messenger RNA of Protopterus annectens (West African lungfish), 2944 nucleotides long. RefSeq names its product transmembrane protein 232 (gene TMEM232). The coding region runs from base 355 to 2319 and encodes 654 amino acids. Lineage: Eukaryota; Metazoa; Chordata; Ceratodontiformes; Protopteridae. The transcript is spliced from 14 exons. The record is from RefSeq and is a predicted model, not a curated record.
UCGCAUAACGUGUUUAUUUAAAGCAUUUUGCACUUAGAAUUCUGGUAGAAAAUAUUUAGGCAUACUAAUUUGCGUCUGACGUUGUGUUUUGCAGUUGUGCAAGGUGUACUGUGUUAUUAACUGGCUGAGACUGGGUGACAAAUCAGUCUUCAGAUAUUUCCUCCACAACAUAAAAAGAGACCGAUGACAAAAGCACUCAAGCAUAUUUCGGUUUUGUUUUCAGUGCUUAUGUUAAAGUCUUGUAAAGCUGAUGGGAGUGAAGUCGAGUUUUUAACAACCGAAACCAGCGCAUUAUUCUGAAACCUAAAGGAGGGUCUGCAUAACUUGCAACUUGACAUUGAUUAAUAUUUCAAUAUGCCAAUAAAUAAAGUUCCAGUAGUGCACAAAUUUGGUAUACUUUCUCAAAGCCACCAAGCAGAACUUCAAAGAAGAUUGUUACAGAAAACACAGGAUUCACAUAAAGCAAAACUACAGAAUAAAGUUGUAAGAAAUCCUCUGGAAAUCACGGAAGAGUUCAUCCAACAGUUUAAAAAUGUUGAACAGCCAAAGGAAAAAGAGUCCUUUUUAGAUUUGGCUUGGAAGAUGCUCCAAGGGUGCAAGAGAAAAGCUGGCCUCAAUACAUCUGGUUAUGGACACCAUGUGGACAUUCCGGCUGCAUGGAUGGAUCUUGUACUGCUGGUUCAUUGCAAAGGAAGAAUACAAGAAGAUGCACUGGAUAUACUGUUGGUUUCGCUGGAUCAUACUCCAUUUCAGACAGACCAGAUUCCUGUCCUUUUUUUCAUUGCUGAGUCAGUUUUAUUCUGGAUCUGUGAUGAUACAGUACAGAGACCAUAUCUGUACUCUUCUGAAGUUAAAACACUAAAGCUUGGAUUUUUGGUAUUUUUGAGACUCUGGGUAUUUCAACUGUCCAGCCACCUGGAACAUCAUCAAGAGAGUAAAACUCAUCUGUACCCAUAUAUACAAGCACUGCAGAUGUGUAAAGGCCCUUACCAGCCCUAUCCAAAUGUUCUGUUUGCUGUACACUUCAUGAUUUCUGCAGGAACUAAAAUAUGUGGUGUGCAUGAAACCCAGCAUGAUGUGGAAGAGAAGGAGCAAGAAUGUACCCCCUCUGGACAGCUGCAAGCGACAUGUUAUCCCAUCGAUUUUAUGACACCUGAAGAGAAGGAGUGUGAAAUGAAUCAGUUUAUUUGGCACUGCCUGCUGGUCUGGUUUUGUGUGCACUACAACAUUCAUCAACUGGAAGAAGUUCUGCUACAACUUCAGCAAUGUAAAGAGGAACUUCAUCAGCAAAACUGGAUCAAUGCUACAGUGGGUUUGCUGAUCUUGGGUGAAGCCGCCAAAUUGAAUAUGUCAUGCAUGAAGGGUUUAAUGGACUUAGCAAGAGACAGUUUGACCCAGAGCCAUGAAGCAAACUACAAACAGAUAGAUACUAGCAAAAAAGCAUCAUCUUCCUGGCCUUGGGAAUUAGCCUAUGUCUAUACAACUGUAAUGGCAGACAUUUUUCUACAUGGUGAUACUUCAGAAAUAAAAAAAAUGGCCCUUGUUGGCAGCAGUAAUGAAGCUACCUUAAUGACAGCUGCAUGGCAUUCACAAAGAAUCGGACUGUGCCAGCUUCUGCAGUGUAACGUAUUGCAAAUGCCUGAUUGUGAUGACAUUAGUUGGUACAUUCGUUACAGUGCAGUACACAGUUUGGUGAAAUCCUGUCAUGUGCUUCAAGGGAAUGCAAGUCAGGAAGGACUAAGAAAUGCUGCCUGGACAGCUUUACAAAAGCACUUGUGUAAAGAAAACAACCACGUUCUACAAGCUGUCCAAGUAUCUGAGGUUGAGAUAAAUGGUCCGACAAAUCCUUUCAUUAAUGAGAGUGUAAAAGCGCCACCGGUUUUAAGGAUCUCAGCUGUAGCACAGCAUGUGGGCCAAAGAAUUGCCAGCAGAUUAGCUCAGUUCUACUUACCACCUGCUAUUCCUUACAUCCCCCUACCCAAAACUCAGAAAGAAAAGAGACCUGCACCUAAGAUUCCAGUUCUAAAGAAGCAUGUUUCAAAAAACAAAGCUACACAUCUAUCACCAAGGGAUAAUUCUUUUAUGAUAGACACACCUUAUGAACGUGGUCCUGAUUUCAAUAUUCGGACAGAAAUGGACUUACAAAGAGUGAUAGAAGAUCAGUGGAAAGAGGAAUUGCAAGUCAUUCUUAAGGAGGAAGAAGAAAUCCUUCAAAAGGAGCUGCAGGAAAAAAAGAAAAAGGAGGAGGAGCACUUCAAGGAGAUAAUGAAGAAAAGAGAAGAAAAACUGAACAAAAAGACUAAGCCCUAUGAGCUGUAAUUAGAGAACAGUUAAUAAAGCAGAAGCCCAUCAGUGAAAUCCAAUACUACAGACAGAUCGCUCAUUCUUUCUUAUUAGCUUAUCAAGGUAAUGAGGUCCUGCUUCCAUUUAUACUGUCAGGCAAAGCUCAUUGUGAAUGAUUCCUUUAUUUCUUCAGCUUGUCUCUGUUGUAUACACUCAUCAAAAAUAAAACAGAAUCCUAUAAACUGCUUUUCUAUUACUGAUCCCAAUGGCUUGUAGAUGAACACUUUAUUAACAUGAACAAAGAAGAAUGUUGUUUCCAACUGGCAGUUGUCUUUCUGUUUUUUUUUUAGAAACACCACUUUAGUUUCCAAGCACUCCAUCAUUAUUAUAAUGGUACCACACUAAAUUGUUUGUCUAUAAAUUGCUUGUCACUUCAUCCCACAGUGACUGAAAAAAAAAAAAGAUAAUGAAGGGGUGUCUUAUUUUGUUCUACUUUCUUAUAUCACAUAUGCUUAUUUUCCUUGUAGCAUAUGUUUUGUAUGACUAGUAUCUUUAAUUGAAGUUUAAUGUCCUGAAACUGAAUUUUUAAUGUGCUGUUUGUUUUAUGUGGUGCUUUUCUCCCCGGUCCUCUACUGAAAAUGGACAUAUAUCCAGUUAGACU